UCGACCGGCUUGAGUACUGCUUACUCGGACCUUGGCCUGGAUAUUCCGGUUCCGAAUAUUAGAAAACUAUCUUGUGAUACCGGCAUCUGUCCAAACAAAUCUCAAGUUGCAGCUAGCAGCGAAUCAGGCUUUACCACGUAUGAACCAUCUAAAGGUUUAUUGACCCCAGAGCCAUCAGCGUCCAUCUUAGCUCCCACCGAAAAUGCCAAAGAUUCAUUUGUGGCUCUGCGACCGUGUGAUUCUACCUGUGUUCCUUAUGUUUUGGAGUCAGGAUCCUUGAAUCGUUCAGAAAAUUCGAAUCACGAUUAUUAUUUUGCCGUAGAGGAGUUAUCUCAAGAAUUCCCACUGGUCGAGCCCUCUUUAUCUCUAACUGGCGAAUAUUCUGAUCCUGCAAUAGUUAUGAGUUCCCUUCCUUCCCGUAACGGUGAUUCCUCCAACAAUUUUGACACUCCUGGAAUUCUUCCAUCUAUCCUCAAUACAAGAUUUAUAAAGACUUCGCCCGGAAAUUGUGCUAUGCAUCACCAAAGUGAUAAGUACUCUCUUUCUGAUGUGUGCUGCCCAGAUAUUGAGCCAUCCUUCCUACAAGCUGCUUCUCCCUCUUCCCCUGUCAGUAGUAUAGAGCAAAUGAGCGGUCAUAUUGAGGCAAACUUUACUCCUGAACAUAAUUCAUCUCGUUCCUUUUCAUCCAUUAGUAGCACAUCCUCGCCACUUUUGAUUGUCAAGCCCACUCCUUCCAAAUGUCAUCAAGUGAGGAUAGAAUAUAUUUUUUCCAUUGACUGCUUAAUCUCCAUCUAUAUAUUUUAG
Molecule: messenger RNA, 804 nt
Organism: Protopolystoma xenopodis
Lineage: Eukaryota; Metazoa; Platyhelminthes; Monogenea; Polystomatidea; Polystomatidae
Source: the annotation of a GenBank genome assembly